This is a messenger RNA of Capsella rubella, 1581 nucleotides long. RefSeq names its product DNA topoisomerase 1 alpha. The transcript has a single exon. Lineage: Eukaryota; Viridiplantae; Streptophyta; Magnoliopsida; Brassicales; Brassicaceae. The record is from RefSeq and is a predicted model, not a curated record. Bases 1 to 1581 code for a protein of 526 amino acids.
AUGGGCACUGAAAUUGUUUCAGAAUCUGUGAUGGAUAAUGGGUAUGAAGACAGCGAUGAUGACCAACCUAUAUCGUCCAAGUGGAAACGUUAUUUUGCUUCUUAUUCGAAUCAGUCAAAAUCCAAUACCCAGAGAAGCAAGGCAGUUCCUUCCACCAAGGUAUCACCUAUAAUAUCUCCUGUGACUAGCUCAAAUGAUAUGAGAAGGGUUUUGGUUUCACCUGAACCAUUGAGAAGUGGGUAUGAAGACAGCGAUGAUGACCAACCUAUAUCGUCCAACUGGAAACGCAGUGUUGCUUCUUAUUCGAAUCAGUCGAAAUCCAAUCCCCGGAGAAGCAAGGCAGUUCCUUCCAGCAAAACUGUACUAGAAUCUGUGAUGGAUGAUGGGUAUGAAGACAACUCUGAUGACAAACCUUUAGUGUUCAAGAGGAAAAGUGGGUAUGAAGACAGUGAUGAUGAAAAACCUUUAGUUUACAAGAGGAAAAGUGGGUAUGAAGACAACGAUUAUGACAAACCUUUAAUGUUCAAGAGGGGAUGUAGUGUUGCUUCUAAUUCGAAUCAGUCGAAAUCCAAUUCCCAGAGUAGCAAGGCAGUUCCUUCCUACAUGGUAUCACCUAUGAGAUCACCUGUGGCUAGCCCAAAUAGUAAGGGAAGGGUUUUGGUUUCACCCAAACCAAUAAAUAAUGGGUAUGAAGACAGCGAUGAUGACAAACCUUUGGUGUUCAAGAGGAAAAGUAGUGUUGCUUCUAAGACAGUUCCUUCCAGCAAAACUGUAUCAGAAUCUGUGAUGUAUAAUGGGUAUGAAGACAGUUCUGCUGACGAGCCUUUAGUGUUCAAGAGGAAAAGUGGGUAUGAAGACAGUGAUGAUGACAAACCUUUAGUGUUCAUGAGGAUAAGUGGGUAUGAAGACAGCGAUGAUGACAAACCUUUAGUGUUCAAGAGGGAACGUAGUGUUGCUUCUAAUUCAAAUCAGUCAAAAUCCAAUUCCCAGAGAAGCAAGGCAGUUCCUUCCUACAUGGUAUCACCUAUGAGAUCACCUGUGGCUAGCCCAAUUAGUAAGGGAAGGGUAUUGGUUUCACCCAAACCAAUAAAUAAUGGGUAUGAAGACAGCGAUGAUGAAAAACCUUUAAUAUUCAAGAGGAAAAGUAGUGUUGCUUCUAAGACAGUUCCUUCCAGCAAAACUGUAUCAGAAUCUGUGAUGGAUAAUGGGUAUGAAGACAGCUCUGAUGACAAACCUUUAGUGUUCAAGAGGAAAAGUGGGUAUGAAGACAGUGAUGAUGACAAACCUUUAGUGUUCAAGAGAAAAAGUGGAUAUGAAAACAGUGAUGAUGACAAACCUUUGGUGUUCAAGAGGGAAUGUAGUGUUGCUUCUAAUUUGAAUCAGUUGAAAUCCAAUUCUCAGAGAAGCAAGGCAGUUCCUUCCAACAUGGUAUCACCUAUUAGACGGCUUGUAACUAGCCCAAACGGAACCACUCCUUCGAAUAGAUAUUCUACAAUGAAAUACUCUAUGCUAUCAUGUUCUUCUAAGGAUUCGCCAGCAAAGUCUCCAGGCUUCACCAGCAAAAUCACCAUUGCGGCAUGA